UGGGACCGCGGUCGGAGCCGCUUCCUCCGUUACUUGCCAGCGUUUAACGUCGUAAAACGAUCAAACUUGUUUUUUUUGCGGGUUUAAUCCGUUUAAUCCCGUUAAAUGUGGCUAUUUAUGUAACUGAAGCUUUAAAGCGCCCCGGCUGAGACGAGAAACGGCGGAUUUGGACCCGGAACCCGCCGUGCAGCGUUUGAUGCUACGUGUCCAGUCCGGCCCGGUGCCGGAGCGGUGCCGGCUCUGACCCGGCCCGCGGCCCGGCAGCAGAGCUCCGGAACCAUGAUGUACCAGUCCCGCAGGAGGCCGGUGCUGCACUUCAGAGAGGAGCGCAGGCUGCUCUCGGGCCGCUGCUCCGUCUACAAGCUCUUCGGCGUCUGCGUGCUGCUGGCGCUCGGCUCGCUGCUCUGGCUGCAGCUCAGCUGUUCGGGCGACAUCUCGUCGGCGGGGCGUGACGGGCACCACGCCCCCCAGCAGCAGGAGGCCCCGCCCCCGGCGCCGGUGGUGGCGGCAGCUCCGCCCCCAGCGGAUGACGGCUCCUGGGGGCCUCACAAGCUGGUGCUGGUCGUGCCCUUCAGGGAGCGCUUCGAGGAGCUGCUGGUCUUCGUGCCGCACAUGCACACCUUUCUCAGCCGGAAGAAAAUCCGCCACCAGAUCCUGGUGGUCAACCAGGUGGACCACUACAGGUUCAACCGGGCGUCUCUGAUCAACGUGGGCUACCUGGAGAGCGGCAACGACACGGACUACCUGGCCAUGCACGACGUGGACCUGCUGCCCCUGAACCCGGACCUGGACUACGGCUUCCCCCAGGACGGGCCUUUCCACGUGGCCUCGCCGGACCUGCACCCGCUCUACCACUACAAGACCUACGUGGGGGGGAUCCUGCUGCUCAGCAAGAAGCACUACCAGCUGUGCAACGGGAUGUCGAACCGGUUCUGGGGCUGGGGCCGCGAGGACGACGAGUUCUACAGGCGGCUCCGGAAGGCCCAGCUGCAGCUCUUCCGACCCACCGGCAUCACGACCGGGUACCAGACCUUCCAUCACAUCCACGACCCGGCCUGGAGGAAGAGGGACCAGAAGCGGGUCGCCACCCAGAAGCAGGAGCAGUUUAAGGUGGACCCGGAAGGCGGGCUGACCAACCUGCGGUACCAGGUGGAGCUGCGGCAGGAGCUGAGCAUCGGCGGCGCCCCCUGCACCGUCAUCAACGCCAAGCUGGAGUGUGACGAGGUCCAGACGCCCUGGUGCAUCCUGGGAUAGGAGGGCCGGCGCCGCCGG
This is a messenger RNA of Cololabis saira (Pacific saury), 1272 nucleotides long. It is a transcript of the gene b4galt7, whose product is annotated as xylosylprotein beta 1,4-galactosyltransferase, polypeptide 7 (galactosyltransferase I). Gene Ontology annotation, molecular function: xylosylprotein 4-beta-galactosyltransferase activity. Lineage: Eukaryota; Metazoa; Chordata; Actinopteri; Beloniformes; Belonidae. The record is from RefSeq and is a predicted model, not a curated record. The transcript is spliced from 6 exons. Gene Ontology annotation, biological process: proteoglycan biosynthetic process; carbohydrate metabolic process. Bases 280 to 1254 code for a protein of 324 amino acids.